This is a messenger RNA of Schistocerca gregaria, 1375 nucleotides long. Its product is annotated as carboxypeptidase B-like. The coding region runs from base 184 to 1242 and encodes 352 amino acids. The transcript has 9 exons. The record is from RefSeq and is a predicted model, not a curated record. Gene Ontology annotation, molecular function: metallocarboxypeptidase activity; zinc ion binding. Gene Ontology annotation, biological process: proteolysis. Lineage: Eukaryota; Metazoa; Arthropoda; Insecta; Orthoptera; Acrididae.
CUGCUGCUGCUGCCGCCGCUGCUGUUGGCGUCUGCCGUCGCGCCGACAUCGUCCACCUCGUAUCGUGGGCGCGCGCUGUACCGGGUGACGUUCACAGACCAGCAGCUGCCACUGCUGGACCACCUGAGGAAGAGCUCAUCCAUUAGGGCCUGGAAUGCGCCGGGACAGCCGACUUACGUGGUGAUGGUUCCGCCGCAGCUGCACCGCUACUUCCGCGAGAAACUCCGGCGCCAAGGCGUGGCCCACCAGCUGCUCGUCCCAGAUGUGGAACAGAUCUUUCAGAGGAAGCAUAACAUACAAUGGAAACCCAUGGUUCAAAACGAUGGCGGCACCAGUGUUUCUUUUUCGAGGUACCACCGAUACGACGAGAUUCGGCAGUACCUGCUGGAUCUGGCGGCGAGCUUCCCCAUCAGGGUGAGUGUGGAGACCAUCGGACAGAGCUCGGAGGGCCGACCCUUAGACGUGAUACAGAUCUCGUCCGGCGGCGAUGGUGCGCGACCAAUGAUCCUGAUGGACGCAGGUAUCCACGCCAGGGAGUGGAUCGCGCCCGCCGCCGCCCUCUACGUCAUCAACCAGCUGGUCGAGAACGGAGUACACAGCUCUCUCGUCGACAGCAUCGACUGGCACAUUCUACCCCUUCUCAACCCUGAUGGAUACGAGUAUACCUUCACAACGGAUCGCAUGUGGAGGAAGACUCGCUCUUUUGGUCCUUUUUUGUGCAGAGGAGUGGAUGCCAACAGGAAUUUCGACUUUCACUGGAACGAGGUUGGCACCAGUGACUCCUCCUGCGGCGAGGCCUACGCCGGAGAGGGGCCUUUCUCUGAACCUGAGACAAGAGCACUAAGGGACUACGUACUCAAGAACGCUGAUCGCAUAAAGCUUUACCUUACGUUACACAGCUACGGAGGAUUCAUAUUGUACCCUUGGGGAUACACCACUGAGCUGCCCGAGGACUGGGAAACACUGCACGCACUGGCAGAAGAGGCCAACGCCGCACAGGUCGCAGCAGGAGGCCAGAACUUUACCAUCGGCAGUUCCAGAAACGCCAUGUAUCCAGUGUCUGGUAACAGCGACGACUGGGUGAAGGCCGUCGCUGGAGUGCCUCUGUCGUAUACCAUCGAACUCCCUGGUGGAGGAAGCCAGGGUUUCGACCUUCCAGAGUCUGACAUCAUCAGCAUAGUGAAGCCAUUUUUUGAAUCCGUCAGAGUCUUCGGCCAAUAUAUCGCUGCUAACUAUGAAUAAAUAUUAUGUAUAACGACUGCAUGUAUAUAAACGAUGCACAUAAAUGCAAAAAUAGUUCCUAAUAGCUAUUACAAUAAUGAUGGUGAUAAAUCAUUACAAUAAUUAGACUAAUAAAUUUCUAACUUUCAAAGAG